AUGACGGGCCCGGGCAGGGUCUGUGUAGGUGCGGUGGCGCUGCUGGUGAUGGUGAUCGCGGCGGCGGUGGCCCAGGACACGAGCCAGGAUUUCUCGUUCGACCGACUGAUUCUGCUCGAGGAGAAGCUGACCGUGUUCGACAUCAAACGCAUCGCCAACGGUUGGAGCGCGCUGAGGCCUCAGCUGAGCGCGCGCUGCGGUGACCAGAUGACGCAGUACCUGCGUGGCCUGCAGGACGAACGGCUGUGGGCGCUAAAGAUGGACGACUCGUCGGGCAAGUACACGAAAGGGUUCUUCUGGGGCAACAACUACUGGACCGGCUCGAUGGACCAGUGCUCCUACAUCCACCAGAACGAGAGUGGCGCCGACGUGCCGAAGAAGAAGGGCCGCAACACGGACAUCACGUACAUCAACGGGAACUUUCUCGGCACGACCGAGAGCGAGCACGAAAACCCUCCGUUCAUGCCGGGCUUCUACAUGGCCAAGAUACUGAUCAACGGGACCGAGUCAUUCAACGCGAUUCGGACCGUGGUCGUCGGUUUGUGUCUCCCGAGUGCGUGCAGUAUCGGUGACGUGGAAACGCUGCUAAAGCUGGACAUUAGCCGCCGGCACGUGGCACAAGAGCUGGUCGGUGUACGAUCGCCGACGUUGAACAACUUUUCCCUCUGGGACGAUCUCACCUUCCGGAUACUAUUUAUCAUCUCCACGAUCGUGACGAUCCUGCUGAUCAGUGGCACCGGCUACGAUCUGGUGCUGCGCCGGCGCUACAAGGCGCAGAUGCGCAUCAAGAGCUACUGCAAGGAGCUGACGGCCGAAAUGUCGCCGGGGCUGGGCUGCACCACGUACGAUCUGACGCAGCGCGAGACGGAAGAGAACGGCAAAGGUAACUGCACCGUAAUCCGGGUACCAACGGGCGUUAAUAAUAACAACUCGGACGAGAAUCUUGCCGCGGAGCUGACCACUACCACGGAGGACAGCAAGUUGAGUAUGCUGUCGGAGCUGCUCCUGUCGUUCUCGGUGGUGACCAACUUUAAGGCGAUCUGCGAUAAGAACGUCGGCAACGACACCAUUCCGUCGAUCCACGGGCUGCGGGCGAUCUCGAUGGCUUGGGUUAUUUUGGGUCACACGAUGAUCGUGGUGUUCAAGUACUCGGACAACAUGGAGCUCCGCAAGGUGGUCGAGAAGGAGUUCCUGUUCCAGAUCGUGCUGAACGGUGCGUACAGCGUAGACACGUUCUUCUUCAUCAGCGGUUUCCUGGUGUCGUUCAUCUACUUCCGGACCAAUGCCAAGGGGAAGCUGGAGAAGCUGACCAAGGGCGUGAACGAGUUCACGGCGGGCACCUUCCACUUCUUCGGGCUGGUCGGUUAUCGGUUCGUUAGGCUAACCGCUCCGUAUCUGUACGUGCUCGGCAUGGUGGAGGUCGUGAUGCGCUAUCUGGAGCAGAACUCCGUGUUCGAGCCACCGACACAGGACCACAUCAACUGCCCGAAGUACUGGUGGCGUAACAUCCUCUACAUCAACACACUGUUCCCGGUGGAGCAGAUGUGCAUGCUCUGGAGUUGGUAUCUGGCAGACGACACGCAGUUCUACAUCAUCGGCGCCCUGAUCCUGAUCAUCGCCGUCCGGCACUUCAAGUUCGCUGCCACCAUGAUGUCGGUGUUUAUGGUGUCGGCUUGGGCCACGACCGCGUACAUCGCGUUCUCCAACAACCACAUGCCCGAUGCGGACGAUCCGUUCGCGCUGUUCGAUAAGAUCUACGACAAGCCGUGGACCCGGCUUGGGCCGUACCUCGUCGGGAUGGCCGUCGGUUGGAUUCUGUUCAAAACGAACUGCAAAAUCAAGAUGUCGCUCCUCACCGUCAUUUCCGGGUGGGUCACCUCCACGAUGAUGAUGCUGUACCUGCUGUUCGGGUUGUACAACACGACGCUCACGCAGACGGCCGCCGCAGCCUACAGUUCGCUGAGCCACACGGGCUGGGCCAUCGGCUGCGGGUGGGUCAUAGUGGCCUGCUCGUCCGGAUACGGCGGCUGGGUGAACAAUCUACUGUCCGCCCCGAUCCUGUACCCGUUCUCGCGGGUCACCUACUGCGCCUACCUGGUGCACCCGAUCAUCAACCGGAUAUUCGCCCUGGAGUCCGAUACGCCGAUCCACAUGACUCCGAAUGCGCUGACCACCGUGUACCUCGGGCAGGUCGUGUCGUCCUACGUGCUUGCAUUUAUCAUUUCCCUCGCGUUCGAGGCUCCGGUCGUGACGAUGCUCAAGAUUCUGUCGCCGAACCGCAAGAAACGCAUCUGAACCACCGGCUCGGACCCCAGCACAGAUAGUGAGAGAUAGAGAGAGAGAGAGUGAAGUGGCGAAGAAGUGGACAGCACUAGCUUUGGCGUGCCCGGCGAGGCCCGCGAUGCAGUUUCGACCGCAUGCUUUUCCUGUGUUUCCGUUUGCUCCGAGUGUGUCCGCUUGUUGUCUGUGAAGCCCACAGGGGCAGCCUUCCACACGGGCUUUCCGUGGCCGGGAGCCACGUUGGCCGCGGUGGGCCGCCGUGUGGGAAACGAUUAUAGUACGAAUAUCUAAAAUUUACCAGAAAGGGCUGGCUACUCGUUCCGUGUUCCGCUAGGGGAGGGCCCGCUCCCGUCGGAAGGACGAAGCGGGGCUUAGAAUAGCGUGUACGUGAACUGUGCUCAGUAUGUUUUUCUACAGUACUUUAGACUGAUGCGAACGAUGCGAUGUGUAUAAUGUAAAUAUAA
Messenger RNA from Anopheles bellator, 2744 nucleotides. Its product is annotated as nose resistant to fluoxetine protein 6. NCBI's taxonomy places the organism in Eukaryota, Metazoa, Arthropoda, Insecta, Diptera, Culicidae. Gene Ontology annotation, molecular function: acyltransferase activity, transferring groups other than amino-acyl groups. The transcript has 10 exons. Bases 1 to 2295 code for a protein of 764 amino acids. The record is from RefSeq and is a predicted model, not a curated record.